AUGGUGUCUGACUGUGGCUAUCCGGGUCACAUUGUCAGGAUUGUAACAUUGGGUGUAGGGGAUGUGGCUGGGCCAUGCUGGCUGUGUGUGUGUGGUUGUGUGGAAACAGCUGAUGGUGCAGAGGAAUCAAAUUCUGGCAGCUGUCUCACGAACAUUGAAUUCACUGCUGUGAUACUCGUCUCUCCACCUGAUUUUGAAGAAGACUACGGAGAACAGUUCACACUUGACGAAUUUUUCAGCAGUGAUUACAAGCCUAAAGAUUUUACUGUGGAGUGGAUACCAGGGGAGGAUAAAUUCAUUUACCGAAAUGAUGACGGCGCCAUUAUGGAGUACGAUGCCGCUCACAACAGCAGUAAACUCAUCAUUGACAACUCAACAUUUAUACAACUGGAUUCAUACAAAUAUUCUGUGUCAAAUGACAGGAAAUACGUCCUUAUCGCGUAUGAUGUCAUGCAUAAUUACCGCCACACCUUCCAUGCAUCCUACUUGAUCUAUGAGGUGGCCACAAGGGUAAAGAGGCAUCUUCAGAAUGCAGAAUAUCUCCAGUAUGCAGAGUGGUCUCCUAGAGGUCAUGGUUUGGUGUUUGUGGAAGGCAACAAUUUGUUCUACCAGAAGGAGGUGGAUGGUUCUCCACAGGCCAUUACAACUGAUGGCCUUCCCGAGGAGAUCUUCAACGGGAUUCCGGACUGGAUUUACGAGGAGGAAAUCCUGUCCAGUGACCAUGCCUUCUGGUGGUCCACCCAUGGCACUUAUCUCUGCUACGCCGUAUUCAAUGACACCAUGGUGCCCAAGUACAGCUAUCCUGUGUAUGGAAAGAUGGCUAAUGUGUAUGGAGACAUCAAGAGGAUAGCUUAUCCUAAGCCUGGUUAUGCAAACCCUAAGUUCUCCCUGAAGGUUGUGAAAAUCGGGGACCCUCUGGGCAUGCCUGUUACCCUCAUGGUUCCACCUGAAUUUGCUGACAAAGAUCACUAUUUCACAGCUGUGUCUUGGCGGGAUGACAAUUAUGUGAUGGUGCUGUGGUUGAACAGACCUCAGAAUUACUCCAUCAUCACUGUGUGCAGUGCUGUGACUGGUCAGUGUAAUAAGAACUUGGAAGAAUAUGGCCAUGGUGGCUGGCUAGAAUUGUUUGCCCCUCCGCUGUACUCAGACGACGGCAACAAGUAUUUCAUUAUUCUACCUCAAAGAUACGCUGGUGCAGGAUACUACAAACAUGUCGCCAUGGUAACCUCAUCAGUGAGCCCUCAGAUGGGAGAGAAGACUUUCCUCACCCAGGGGACGUGGGAGGUCCUGGAGAUUGUGGGUUACGACAGUCAGGCUCAGCUAGUGUAUUACCUGGGCACAGGAGGAGAUUCCAGAAAGAAGCACCUGUACAGUGUUGGUAUUCCGAACACGAAUCGAUUCCGUAAGAUUGUGUGCCUGUCCUGCAACGUGUCCCCAAACUGUCAGUAUGUCAGUGCGAGUUUUAGCUCCACGGGUAAAUACUUCAUCCUGGGGUGCGAGGGCCCUGGAGUGCCAUACUACAUGCUGAGGUCCAUCGUCAACAACACUAUGACAGUAUUGGAGGACAAUGCUGGUCUCAGAGAGAGGAUCAGCUACAAAGCAAUGCCGAGGAAGGAGUAUUUUGAGAUAGAACUAGAGGAUGGCUCAGUGACCUGGGGAGAGCUGUACUUACCUGCCAAGCUGAAGAAAGAGGAGGUUCUGAAGUACCCACUGCUCGUCUACGUCUAUGGAGGCCCGGGUUCACAGCGAGUGACGGAGCAUUUCCAGAUUGGCUGGGAAACGUACCUGUCCAGCUCUCUGGAUAUAAUCUAUGGUGCUGUGGACGGGAGAGGCACUGGAGGAAAGGGAGAUAAUUUCCUGCACAAAGUUUACAGGAGACUGGGCAAAGUGGAGAUUGAUGAUCAGAUAACAGCAGGAAAGUUGUUUUCUGAACUCCAUUAUGUGGAUUCCAGCCGGACAGCAAUUUGGGGCUUGUCAUAUGGAGGGUUUGUCAGUGCUCACGUCCUGGGCAGAGGUACAGAUGUGUUCAAAUGUGGGAUUUCCGUGGCCCCCGUCACUGACUGGAGAUACUAUGACAGUGUGUAUACUGAGCGUUACAUGGGUACCCCCAAACCAGAGGACAACUUCAUAGCUUACAAGGAGUCUAAUGUUUGUAAUUUAGCCAAGGAGUUCAAGAAGUCCUCUUUCCUUUUGAUCCAUGGUACCGGGGAUGAUAACGUCCAUUUCCAGCAUUCUGCCCAGCUGAUCCGGGCCCUGACAGAGGAGGACAUCUACUUCAGGUUACAGAUAUACACAGAUGAAAACCACUUCCUGAAUGGGGGGCAUACUCGGCGCCACUUGUACGAGACAAUGCAAGACUUCCUGGAGGAAUGCUUCACCGGCAAAUCCAAGAAGUUUGAUGCCAGGGAGGAAGAGAAAGUUUCCAACAAGCAGGAAGACAUCACUGAAUAAAUUUUCAACAAAAUCACUUUGAGGGGAACUGGAGCAGAGCAAAUAUUAGAACAUGUGUCAAGGAUUUCUAAAUUUUUCUUACUUGGCUGUAACGAGUGUAAUCACCGCAGAAGAUUUUCAGAAUAAGUACACUAUAGCUGUGUUGUCAACGUGAAAACCACGGAUACCUUUGCAUUGAGAUGCACACGAGCCAACAUCAAAGACAUUAGUUCAUACAAACCGGAGCUCACUAACAUUGUAUUGGUGUGACUAAAUCGGAUGGUGAAAUCCCAUUCUGUGUGAAUCAUGUUUGACUUAGAGCCAUCCAAAAAACUUCUUCCUCCCUCUCUUGCAGCAACUCUUUCAUACGCUUGAGUCUAGGAUUGGUUUGGUCUUAACUCUGAUAGAGUUCAGGGAUUGUUUUUCCUGGGUUGAUAGGGAGCUGAUGUACAUGUAACCUAGAUGAAACAACCACUGAACCCCAUCCAAGGAAGAAGCUGCAAAUUUUCAAUCUGCUGGCAAUUUUUCUCCCAAACAUGUAGACUCUCUGUUUCACGGGCUUUAUUAUCCAUCUUGAACCAGAGGUUAUGUUGCCAAACUACAAGCACGUCGGAAGGAGAUGGUUGUUUCUGUUUCUGUAAACAAAGUGAAAAAAUAACCUGUAUAUAAUGAAUGAUUUUUAUUGAAAUGAGGGUGAACAUAUUGUACGUUCACCACAGAAGAUCGGUUGUUUUUCCUCCCUGCUUGACGCUGUUUUUAUUGUGUUUGGAGAAAAUAUGAUUUUGUCUGCAUUAAUUCCAGACGAUUGAAAUUUACAGUGAUUUCUUCCAGUUUGUUGAUUUUCUGGUAGGUAGAAGUAGGUAGUAGAAGUAGGUAGUAAGACUUCUUGCUAGUUAUACAGAGCUGUGUUAAGAUAUAUGUGGACAUUUAUUUGAGAAGUGCAGAAUCUGUGUUUGUAUAUUGAAGAAGCCAUUCCAAAGGAAAACGUUUUCCUUGACCCAGACACUAAAAGUACCAAGAGUCAAUGACAGUUCAGCGCAUGUAGUGUUUUAAUAAAAUAACUGUUAUAUUUCUACACGGAAUACAUGUAUUAACAAAAUGAAAACAGAAACAAAUGACAUUUUAUACUUCAGCAAAUUGGGUUAAAAAAAAGCAAUCCCACUGCACUUUCCUGUUAUUUUGAGGUGAAAGUAAAUUGAGAGGUAAUAUAUUAAGAUAUUAAACUUCGUUGAUAGUUAGGCGAAAUAAUGAAGGCCACAGUCUGCAUGAAAACAGAAGGUAAAUUUGUAAUGCUGCUUCUGCUGGUGUGUAUGAUACCUGAAACAAGUCCGUGAACUUGGUGGGAUCCUGCAAGUAUAAGUAUUGGACAUGGAUUGUCUUAAUCCUACAAGUUUGAGUAUUGGACGUGGUGAGAAUCCAAGGAGUAUGUAUAUUUGACAUGGUGAUAAUCCUACAAGUAUUGGACAUGAUGAUAAUCCUACAAGUCCUUGCAUUGGACAUUGCAAGAAUCCUGCAGCUAUGAGCAUUGGACAUGGUGAGAACAUUGGACAUGGUUGGACUGAAUUUAUCGUCAGGAACAUGCCAUGCAGACUACACACCUCUUGAGAUGAUUUGAUGGAACAUCCAGAUAACAUAAAGAGUAAUACCUGACGGACUACUGGUGAAAAUGACAGAGUCAGUGGACAGCAGUUAAUAUCAGCCGUCACGGAAGUUCGGCGCGUCUGUCAUACACCAACAAAUACCAGGAUGAUUCGUAGUUAACACUGAUAGAGCAGGAGAAGGUUAAAAGUGGAAAAAUCAUUAGGUGUGUGAAUUUCAUCUUGUAGCAGUGUGGAACAGAUCGUUGAACAACCUGGAACUCAUCCUGUAGCAGUGUGGAACAGAUCGUUGAACAACCUGGAACUCAUCCUGUAGCAGUGUGGAACAGAUCGUUGAACAACCUGGAACUCAUCCUGUAGCAGUGCACAGGAGGUCUGACUGCCAUUCGGAGGUCAUCUUGCACCAGUUUAGAACACUCCAUUCACCAACCUGGAACUCAUCCUGUAAUUUUGUGGAAUUCACGCGUCUGUAGUAGAACAUGUUCUCGUGGAACAAGGUUGAACCCAUCCUAUUGUUGUGUAAAACAUGCGUGACAGCAAUGUGGAAUUCAUGCAUGGAACAUGUCAAGUUUCAUCAAAGUGGGAUGUAUCCUGCACCAGUGUAGAGAACAAACUGCAGUAGGAUAGAACACAUCCCUGCAACAUGCAGUACUUCGGAACCUUUAGUGACAAUGUGGAACACCUAUUAUAUGACGUCAAGUUGAUCUUCUACUUUAAUAUAUUCAAGUGCAAGAAUUCUGAGAAAUUAGGAGAGCGAAUGAAAUUAUAGCCUUACAGUUGUGAAUGUCAGCGAAGGCCGACUUGACUGCUGAUGUGUGGCAUACAUGUACACCCAAGGAGAAGAAAAGGUCGGUUAUGUUACCAUAGUGAUGGAUCGUAUGGGGAAAGUCCAUCUAGCCUGGAGUCAUUUACUUGGCAAAGUCAUUCACUUGUUCUUGUACCUGUGUGUACCUCUUUGAUGUUAAUAAUACACCGGUUUUACUUCAACACUGGACAGGAAAAGAACACCACACUCUUGCCACGUUGACAAUUUAUUAAAGCCGGACACAUGUUAUAAUGUGUAGAUUUCUAUGUACGUUUAGAUGAAGAUUCGUCCCAUGUUCGUCACCCUAGCUUUAUCCUCAUGUCCAUAUUUAUUAGACCCAUGUCCAUGGUAUUGUAAGUCAUAAUUUUAUCUUGGGUUUAAUACUUAUCAUUCUAAUGACAUUUAUGAAUGAUAAUUCCAGUGACUGUAUAAACCAUUAAGCUCUUUUGUCAGUCAGAAAUGUGCCUAAUGUUGGCCCAAGAGCUACUAAUGGUGGUGCAGCUAUCCAUGGUCUUAAUUCUUGGAUCUGAAUUUGCAAUGCCCCGCAUAAAGACCCUUGAAAAAAGCUUUCGCUUUUAUGAGGGUUUAUGUUGUUGUAACAAUGGUACUCACUAGUAAGUCAUGCAUUGGAAUUAACACAAUAGAAACCAUUUGCCAAACGUUAUGGAUUUUAUGAUUAUAUAUAAAUUAUAUUAUCUUAUUAUAGAUUAUAGAUUGGGCUUUGCUCUGCAACAGUAAUGUAGCAAAUAAUGUUGCAAUUUGGGGAAAUGUGACUUUUGCAAGCAAAUGGCAUAAAGUUUGCAGUCUAGGUGUGUUGGAGAUGUGUGCAGUCUGUGUGCACUGCACAGUUGUCAUGUCCACUGUAAUGUCAUCUCCCCAUUCCCUGUCCCUGUGUGCUGCCUGCACUCCCACGGGCACAGCUGUGACAUAUUAUACCGCUGAGGAAAUAUUGUGAGGUUUGUGCUGUUACUGAAUAGUUGACGACUUACCAGCUUAUAGUGGACAAUUACCUGUACAUAUAGAUAUACAAGUCUUAACAAGCUUGAGUAAUAUGAUGAUUUGAGAUUAUUGCUGUUAUGCUGCUACGGCAUUUUGUACAUAUGUAUAAAAUUAAUGGAUUCUCUGGUUCUGUUACCCACACAACCUUGAUGAGACAAUGGAUGAAUGGCUGCUAAAUUCACAUUACAUAGAAUUGUUAUGUUUGUAAAUUAGUAAAUGAUGACACAUUUGUGCUGGGCCCACAUUAUAGGUUUUAAUGGAAUAUAGUUCAAUAUUCAGGUGGAUGUGUUUGAUGUUAAUUUCAUUUUGAAUGUAAUUUUAUAAUCAUGGAUGGGUUUUGUUAUAUAACGUGUAACAAAUUCUUAACAGAGAUUCAGCCAAACACCGUUCGGUUUUAUUUAAUACGUGUUUUAAAUUUCAUCAUUAUUUCAUGACAUAAAUGCGUUACAUUUAAGGUGAAUGUGUUCAAUUUUAUCAGAGCUGAUAAGAUUGUACUGCAGCUAAGCUCAAAGUCAUGAUGUUUGAAUGCUCUAUCUUUAAAGUGAAUGUGUUAAAUUUAAGGUGAAUGUGUCAAAUUUUAUGCUGAUUGCGAUAACGUUAGAGUGUGGCAUUUAAUAUGAAUUAAAUAAUAUAUGAAUUUGUCAAAUUCAAAGUGAAUGUGCUGCAUUUGAGCUGAAUGUCAUGACGUUUGAAUGUGUUAAUGUUAAGGUGAAAGCAUGUGCUUCUGAUACAUUUACGCUGAAUGUGUUGACCCUUAAAUGUGAUAUUCUGCAGGCUGUUCCAUUUAAGUGUGAAUAAAACUCAGGCCAGAUGUUUUACAUUUGCUUGAAUUGAAUUCACGACACAACACGUGUGCAGUUGUGAACAGUUUUGGAAACCAGCUGCAAUAUCUGGCAUCAGUAAACGUUUUCAGUGCAUUUGUCGAGAGUCUAAAGUCAAGUGAUGUUUCCUACACUGAGAGAAAGAUUGGGUCAACUGACUCAAAAGUCUGAGUUGUACAUGUGAUCUAAUUCAACUCAGAAAACUGAACCAUAUGACCAGAUCGUGUAAGACUCCUGUGUGUUUACCGACCAAGCAAGUGAGUCAACAAUAUAACCAGACAAGUUUCAAAACUGGGCAGAUAUGGUGAUAUGAGUUGAAUUAGCUCAGUUAUAUAAUCAGUUAGUUGACUUUUGUCUGAAAGGUUUUGAAGUGAGAUUUGGGUGGAGGCGAAUGUUAAAUUAUUAAGGUACAGUGUCCAAAACAAUUGUCUUAAUCUUCCAGAUUAUUAAAUAUGAACAUGACGAUAUCUUUUAUUUGUUAAUUAAUUUGAUGACAUCCAUAAUGACCUGGGAGCUGUUGGUGACGUCAGCGGUUACGUCACUCCAAAAGUUCGAAGGUGACGUGGAAGUUGCUCCGCAUGUGGUCAUAUUAUGGCCUGGUCGUAAACACAUGAGCAUACAUGUACCCUUAUUAUAUGUCCUUGCAGGUGUAUAAAAUGUCGUUGUUUCAUUCCUCAUUCUUAAUAUUACUGGUAAAAAAGAAGAAAGAAAAAAAAAAACAAAACACCACGGUGUAAUGACUUCUUGUUGACAGUUUUAAAUGUGAAAAAUAUGUGAUAAAUAUGGAAUACAUUAUCUAUUAUAAUUGUAGGUUAUUCCUCUUUCAUUUUUGCGCUAUUUAUCUGAAUAGAGAUUUUAUGGUUUUACUUUUAUUUAACAGCAAGCCCCGCAGUCCAUGAUAAUCCUCAUUUGAGAAUUACGCAGUUUUAGGGAAAUAGCGAAGUCAAAUUUGGUACAGGAGGAGUAUUUUUUAAGGAUAUUUUAUUGUUAUUAAGAAUUCCUUUUUGAAGAAUGUGGUGGUAUUGAAGUUUUCAGCCAAAAGCAUUCUGUUGAGUUUGUAUCAUCUGGAAUGAGCUUGGAAAUUCUGUCUUUUGAUCCUCUUUGAUCAAUCACGAUGUGAUUAUAAGGUAUAUUAAGUCUAUGAAGAUCUGAUUGCUUAACAUUACCCGCUGUGUGGAUAGUUUCUUUUAUGUUUUUUAAAACUGUAAUUUAGUGAAGUGUUCU
Molecule: messenger RNA, 7877 nt
Organism: Liolophura sinensis
Lineage: Eukaryota; Metazoa; Mollusca; Polyplacophora; Chitonida; Chitonidae
Product: dipeptidyl peptidase 4-like
Exons: 25
Coding region: 1-2451 (816 amino acids)
Biological process (GO): proteolysis
Cellular component (GO): plasma membrane
Molecular function (GO): serine-type endopeptidase activity; dipeptidyl-peptidase activity
Source: RefSeq, a predicted model, not a curated record